CUGAAACUGAAAUAUCAAAUUCCGGGGCCAAGAGCUGGAGAUAUCCAGCUCAAAGCAGUUUGAACUAACUGAAGCAAGCUACAGUAAGGAUCAUUCAUACUUUCUACGCAACUAUACAUAAUCCUCUACUUUGGGACAUGGUUUUUCUGAAUUCAGGGGUUGACUACAGGAACUGGGAGUUUCCACACCUGUCAACGCAGUAACAAGGAAAGUUCCACGAAAAUAUUCCUUAACUUGGUGAAGGAAGUCGUUUUUGUUGGUCAUAUGUGGAGCCGAUUGCCUACGUUUGCUUCCUCUCCUGACAUCCUGAAUGCUAUGGUGAACCCACAGCCAACUCACCGGUGUCGUAUGAGAGCAAGCGUUGAGCCACCGCCCAUGUCCUGCGCUUAGGGGCUUCGCAGACGGGAUUUCAUGCCAACACACGAAAAUAUCGAUCCCCUUCAACCAACAUCCUCACACCCACCGAAACAGGCGUAUGACCACUCGCCUCCCUCUCCGUCUCCGAAUCCCAAAUCUCAGGCCCAGCCGUCCGUCCCUCCGCGACUAACGAUCUGGAAGCAAUCGCUAAAUCAACCCCAUGACAACGCAUCACCCACUCCACAUGCCCUGGAAAAUAUAGAUAGAAAAGACGCCUGCCUCCUCUCGCCCCCCCUCCAAAAACAUACCCCAAAAGUCCUCCCGAAGCCUCCCAUGUCCCCUCCACCUCCGGAAACCCCUCCCUCCACCCCAUUCCUGGCGCCCCGUCCAAAUUCCCCAUCACAACCGCAUUGCUCCCCACCCCCUCAAUCCGCUUCUGUUUAAGAGAGAGGUGGGCAGGGUUGGGCGGACGUUGGAUUCGGGUUCGGUGUUUGGGGAUGAGGAGGGGCAGUACUCUUAUAGGCAGAGGUGAUGGUGGAGGGAUGAUGCUGGUGGCCCGGGGGCUGAGUUGGGUUUGAAGAAGGAUGUUCGGGGCAGUUGGAGGAAGGGAUGAUGUCGUUUAUGGGCUAGUAGUACAUCCGGACGAUGAAUGGGUCGAGAGGUGUUGGGUGCCUGCGAGGGAUGUCCAUCCAUUUCAGCCAGUGAUUGAUUUUUCUAGGUUGGUUCUGCGUCGCGGCAGCGGCAGAGGCGUGAUAUCGCGGCCGAUUUGCUCGCCGAGGAUACCGGAUUCCUUCACUUAGCUAUUCGAGCACUCCGUACUAUAGGUGAUAUCCCGUCAUCGAUUCAUGGCAAUUCCGCAACGAGAAGACCGGUGUCGAAUGUCUUUCGUGGAUAUACCAAGAUGGCUCUGC
Molecule: messenger RNA, 1268 nt
Organism: Eremomyces bilateralis CBS 781.70
Lineage: Eukaryota; Fungi; Ascomycota; Dothideomycetes; Eremomycetales; Eremomycetaceae
Exons: 1
Coding region: 412-801 (129 amino acids)
Source: RefSeq, a predicted model, not a curated record